Molecule: messenger RNA, 1128 nt
Organism: Fonsecaea pedrosoi CBS 271.37
Lineage: Eukaryota; Fungi; Ascomycota; Eurotiomycetes; Chaetothyriales; Herpotrichiellaceae
Exons: 5
Coding region: 1-1128 (375 amino acids)
Molecular function (GO): NAD binding
Source: RefSeq, a predicted model, not a curated record
AUGGGAGGCGGCCCCGAAAAGGAACACCUCCUCAUCGUCCUGUGGCAGCCCGAGCCCAAGGAUGUCACGGCCGAGAUUCAGCGGCGAUUCCCGCAUUUCGAGAUUAAAUACUUUCAACAACUUCCCCCCGAAGGAGGGCAGAUUGUGGAUAAGAGAGGGCAGGUUCCACAGGAGCUAUGGCAAUGGGCCACCAUCCUGAUCACCCUGUCAUCCCUCCCCGCGCGCGCCGAAGAUGCUCCCAACCUCAAACUCAUCCACCUCUUCAUGGCCGGCUUCGACCACUACAGCAACCAUCCCAUCGUCACCGACAGCGACAUCCCCAUCACCUCGUCCUCGGGCAUCCACGGGCCCCCGAUCGCCGAGUGGAUCGUCAUGACCACCCUCGUCCUCAGCAGGCGCUACGCCACCGAGUAUGAGUGGCAGAAGCAGCAUCACUGGGGCACCGGUCGGGAGAUGUUGGUUGACGGCACGGAUUGGGUGGGCAAGACGGUCGGGAUUGCCGGGUACGGGAGUAUCGGGCGUCAAGCCGCACGUGUCUUCAAGGCUCUUGGAUCGAAUAUUCACGCCUACACGGCGGGUGCGCGCGCAACACCCGAAUCGAGAAAGGACAACGGCUACAUCGUCCCCGGCACGGGCGACCCAGACGGCACGGUGCCGCGGGCGUGGUACUCCGGGACGACGAAGGAAUCGCUGCACGCGUUCCUGUCAUCAGGGCUGGACGCACUCGUCAUCUCUCUCCCCUUGACGCCCUCGACACGCCACCUCUUUUCGACGCGCGAAUUCGAGAUCCUCGCCAACACGACCCACGCCGCCGACGGGGCCCCCAAAAAAUCCCGCUCGGCCUAUCUGAUCAACAUCGCCCGCGGAGCCCUGGUCGACCAGCCCGCGCUGAAGGCCGCGCUCGACAACGGCGUCCUCCUCGGCGCAGCCCUCGACGUCACGGACCCGGAACCCCUCCCCAGUGACGACCCCCUCUGGGACGCGAAGAACGUCAUCAUCACGCCGCACAUCAGCGGGCACGGCACCGAGUACACGCUGCGUGCGUUCGACGUCUUCAUGGUGAAUUGGGCACGGCACGAGAGGGGCGAGAAGAUGUUUAACCUGCUCGAUCGGCACAAGGGGUAUUGA